CAUUGCGUCAUCGCGCGUCACGCAGCUCGAGUGCACAGAUUGCGUCACGCGCCUAGCGACGGCGGAGACGCGGCGCCAUGUCUUACCGAGAUCUACGAAACUUCACGGAGAUGAUGCGGGCCUUGGGCUACCCGCGCCUCAUCUCAAUGGAGAACUUCCGCCAGCCCAACUUCCCGCUGGUGGCCGAGGUCCUCGCGUGGCUCGUGAAGAGGUACGAGCCACAGUCGGACAUUCCUGCGGACAUUGACACGGAGCAUGAUCGAGUGUUCUUCAUCAAGGCGGUGGCCGAGUUUAUGGCCACCAAGGCUCACGUCAAGCUGAACACCAAGCGUCUAUACCAGGCUGACGGCUACGCGGUGAAGGAGCUGCUCAAGCUGACAAGCGUGCUCUACCACGCCUCGAAUGUGCACGCCAGCCAGGGCGAUCUGCCCCAGGAGGAGCCCACAUUCUCCUUCCAGUUGGGCUCACGCAUCACGGAUUUCAAGUUGUCGCGGCAACUGGCGUCGGACAUCACGAGGAAGGGAGCCGCCCUCUACGACCUCCUGGGCAGGGAGGUGGACCUGCGUGAUUUGCGGACGAGCGCCAUCGCACGACCCCUAGAGAUGGCCGAGACGGAGAAAACCUUGCGCGCUGCCAUCAAGGGGGUGGUGGACGAAGUGGAGAAGACAAAGCGCAUGUUGGAGAACGUGGCUUCUGACGAGGCCAACCUGGACUCCAAGAUUGAAAAACGCCGAGCAGAGCUGGAGAGGAGCCACAAGAGGCUUCAGACCCUGCACACCGUCAGGCCGGCGUUCAUGGACGAGUACGAGGCUGUGGAAGCGGAGCUGCAGAUUAACUACACCGCGUUUGUGGAGAAGUUCCGCAACCUGGCAUUCCUGGAGCAGCAGCUGAACGAGCAGCGCCGUGCGGAGCAGGACAAGUUUGAGGAGGCAGAGAACACUCUGAAGCUGAUGCAGAGUAAGCUGAAAGAGGAAGAGAAGCGGCUGCUAAAGCACCGUGGAGAAUUCUCAGACAAUGAGGAGGACUCGGAGCUGGAAAUGGUUCCGGGAAACGAGAGCGAGGAGAGCGAAGAGGAUGUCCGGCCCAACAAGCCUCGUCUCGCCCUACGGAGCCAGAACCUACGGCCUGGAUAUGGCGCUUCUCUCGUGCGAGGAACCAUGCAGGGGGGAGACACAGAGGAUGAGCCUUCCCUGUUCGCCGGCAGAAAGGUACUACGGCCCAAGGAGGGCAGCGCGCAGGAUGACAGUGGAACCAUCAGCAACAGUGAAGAGGAUGAGGAAGACGAGGGAGAUGAAGAUGACGACGAUGAUGUUGAGGAUAUGGGUGGCAUUGCUGGUGUGGAGCAUGGCCCCCUCCGCCCCCGUGGGCGUGGAGGCCCCACACCUAGGAAACCCAAUCCACUCCCCGAGAGCGACAAUGACUUCUGAUCCCCCGUCAGAGAUCAGAUGCAGCUAGACACACGAGUCAUUACAAUGUUUCGAUUUAAAGCUUUUGUGACUGCAGGGAUUCAUCUUCUUGGUUCUUUCGGUAAAGUCACGUAGAAGGGAAAUAAUAAAAUAAUAAAAAUUAAACAUAAUAAAAUAAUUCUCACGACGUUUCGGCCACAACGCAAGCAGCCGUCCUCAGGUGAAGACCAGGUCUGUCGGGAAGACAGCGUCUGAAUGAAACACCCCAGGCUUGGAGCGUAUAUUUAAGCUGGGUUGGAGGGGGAAGAGCGCCUUGACAAAAUAAUUUGCAUAUCAAGAGGAAUUUAGCAUAUUGCUGCUUGCGUUGUGGCCGAAACGUCGUGAGAAUUAUUUUAUUAUGUUUAAUUUUUAUUAUUUUAUUAUUUCCCUUCUACGUGACUUUACCGAAAGAACCAAGAAGACACUACAACGUUGUCUAAACGACCACCACCAGCUGACCCUGUCACAGAAGGAUGACUAUCACGUGCUCAUGCUGUCACACCCACCAUCACCCACCCAGGUUUGGCUUCUGAGUAGCGGUGUGACCAAGCACCGUUUCAUCAAUCAAUGUCCAUUUUGAAGACCUUUGCAUUUAUUCACAUGGUAAUUUAUGCUUUUCUAUUCACGCAAAUUACACUCGAAUGAUAUGCUGUUACAUUUAAGCUGACGAAGCAAACACAAGUGUACAAACGACAGAAGAAAUGAUAAAUUACAAGAUGAAACAUUUGGCCAAAAUGAAUCAAUUCUUGAAAUGAAUUGUGGCCCUGAAUCGCGAAAAUUGAGUGGCCGGGGUGUGGGUGAAUCAAUGUGCCCCUCAUCGAAUGUUACGACGAGCACUUAGCGACUGAAACUGUGAUGUAUUCUUUGCAUUGGGCUCGCUGACAACGAUACUGACUUGCCGAUGUAGCAAGGAUGGCUUUAGACGAGCGUGUGGCUGUAACUCUCCUGGUUUAUACAACUGUGUUUCACAUUUCUAUUUAAACGUGAUCCGUAAUUCAUUAAGCGGUUAAAGCAAACCUUUUGUUACGUAUCCCAAAUCUAGGCCUCAAAUUAACCAUUUGCCUAUUUGUCUUACGUAAUGAACAUUUAAUACUCAUUUACACCAUUGGAACCUCAUUUGCCAUUAAAAAAUAUGAUAAUUGGUUUUUUACCCUUCUAUCUGGCAACAAAACUGACACCUUUUUUACAAGGAGUCAUGUUUACAUAGACCACAAUACCUGCAGUCAUAAUGCAAACAAAAAACAUAACUCUGAUAAUGUGCACUGUCCUUGAAGUUGAUUGGUCCACACCCGAGACAGCUUUCCUUAGAGCCUAGUCUCACAUGGGUUGGACCAGAUGACACCAAAAGGCGUACAACUCAAGGACAAUGAUCCAUCAGAGUAUGGAAAGCUGUCUUGGGUGUGGACCAAUCAACUUCAAGGACAGUGCACAUUAUCAGAGUUAUGUUGUUUGCAUUAUGACUGCAGGUAUUGUGGUCUAUGUAACAUGACUCCUUGUAAAAAAGGUGUCAGUUUUGUUGCCAGAUAGAAGGGUAAAAAACAAUUAUCAUUUAAUACUCAACAAUAGCAUUCCAUAAUAUUUUGCACACGUCAGAACAAGUCAGAAGGAUUGAUCAAAAAUGUUGUGUAGUGUCUGGUUAAGUUGUGCGCUACCAUUCCCGUACUGUAUAAGUUAAUUCAUUACAUAAAGUGGUGACGACCGCGAAAUCCACGUUAAUCGUUUUUAUCUUCCAGGCCAGUGGUCGCAUGCAGCCCUUGGAGGGCUGCUUCGUGACGCUUUGUGAAGGAGCGUCUCUUUGUAAUCGCAUGUAUUGCAUCUCUUGAACAUUUUUUUUUAACCGAAUUAGAAACAAAUGUCUCGUCUUGUUAUUUCGGUUGCCGACCCCCAUUCAAGGCAUUUGGAUUUAUUCCUUCGAGUUUACCUAAUCAACUGCUAUGAGAAAAGUAAUUCGACUUUGUACGAAUUGAUGCAGUGAUACAAGCUCUUGUAAGCCAAGAUCCAAAUAAGAUUAUAUAAAUAUACUGUAUUUACUCAACCCCGCC
Molecule: messenger RNA, 3487 nt
Organism: Lethenteron reissneri (Far Eastern brook lamprey)
Lineage: Eukaryota; Metazoa; Chordata; Hyperoartia; Petromyzontiformes; Petromyzontidae
Gene: IFT38
Product: clusterin associated protein 1
Biological process (GO): cilium assembly
Cellular component (GO): cilium; microtubule organizing center; intraciliary transport particle B
Source: RefSeq, a predicted model, not a curated record